Molecule: messenger RNA, 1810 nt
Organism: Alligator sinensis (Chinese alligator)
Lineage: Eukaryota; Metazoa; Chordata; Crocodylia; Alligatoridae
Gene: AMIGO2
Product: adhesion molecule with Ig like domain 2
Exons: 2
Coding region: 140-1705 (521 amino acids)
Biological process (GO): brain development
Molecular function (GO): protein binding
Source: RefSeq, a predicted model, not a curated record
UGGUCCCUGCCCCUGCCCUGGGCGAGCGGUCGCGGCUCCCCCGCCGUCGGGCGCCCGCACGGCCAGUGAUUAAUGAAAGGGAAAUCACAUGUAUAAACUGUGGCAAGGAGAACUGGGAGACCCCUAAGAGAGAGCCAUAAUGUCUUUAACCUGCCAGACAAUAUCUACUUGGCUUGGAUUUCUUAAACUGAACUGCAAAGGACUGGCAUGCCUCUUGGUUUUUACAGUAAGCGUAUGUGGCAGUGCCUCUGGGAUGUGUCCUACAGCCUGCAUCUGUGCUAGUGACAUUGUAAGCUGCACCAAUAAGAACCUCUCUAAGGUGCCAGGAACUCUCUACAAAUGCAUAAAAAGACUGGAUCUGAGUUACAACAGAAUUGGAUUCUUGGAACCUGAAUGGGUCCCAAUGCUAUUUGACAAACUGAACUCUUUAAUAAUUAAUCAUAAUAGUAUUAGCAGUAUUGUCACUGGAAGUUUUUCAACAACUCCAAAUUUAAAGUACUUAGACUUGUCAUCCAACAACUUGAAGACACUGAACAGCCCUGUAUUUCAAGAGCUGAGAGUACUGGAAGUCCUUUUGCUUUACAACAAUCAGAUAACACAGAUUGAUUCUUCAGCCUUUGGAGGAUUGUACAAAUUGCAGAAACUGUACUUGAGUUAUAACUUGGUCUCACACUUCCCUUUGGACUUGUAUCUUGGAAAACACAAACUUUCAGAACUUGUGUUACUAGACAUUUCCUAUAAUCGCAUCCAGUCGAUACCCAUUCAACGUUUAAGUUUAGUGCUGGCCAAACAACUUAGUGGCAUCUAUCUUCAUGGCAACCCAUUCUACUGUGAUUGCACACUAUACUCCAUGCUAAUAUUUUGGUAUCAUAGACGCUUCAACUCUGUGAUGGAUUUCAAAAAUGAAUAUGCCUGCAUCUUACGUUCUGACCUAAAAGGCUCCAAUAAACUGCCUUUAUUGCACGAUAACUUUUUGAAUUGCUCUGAAAGCACCAUCAAUGGCUCUUUCCAUGCCUUUGGCUUUAUUCAUGAUGCCCAAGUUGGUGACAGGUUAAUUGUACACUGUGACAGCAGAAUUAGUGAGGCAGGCACACAUUUUGUCUGGGUUAGGCCGGACAAUAGACUACUGGAGCCAGAUAGAGAGAGUGACAAUUUUAAGGUGUUUCACAAUGGGAGUCUGGAGAUAGUGGAUGCUCAGUUGGAAGACUCUGGGUUGUAUUCAUGCAUUGCAAUAAAUAAGAGAAGACUGUUAAAUGAAACCAUAGAGGUCAGAAUAAAUGUAAGCAAUUUCACACUAAACCGAUCCCAUACUCAUGAAGCAUUUAAUACUGCUUUCACCACCCUUGCUGCCUGUGUCGCCAGUAUUAUUUUAGUGUUACUUUAUCUGUAUCUGACCCCUUGCCCUUGUCGGUGUAAGGCAAAAAGGAGAAAAAGGAAACUGAACCAAAGUAGUGCCCAUUCAUCCAUACUAAAUUCUACCCCAUCUCAGGAUUUCCCAGCUGAUGAGAAGAAGUCCAGCAGUGGUAAAAGAGUGGUGUUCCUUGAGCCUGUGAAUGAGCCAAAACAGGGGCAGAAUGGGAAAGUAAGGCUGUUCCCUAAUGAGAAUAUCAUUGCAGAGAGCAUCUUGAAAACUACCCGAUCAAAAUCCGAUUCAGAUUCUGUCAAUUCCGUGUUCUCGGAUACACCUUUCAUGCCAUCGACUUAGUUUUCUGCCUGUAUUUGUAUUGUGCAGUUAAAUUUCUUAAUACUUCGCCUGCUUGUAGCAACCUUCAGGAAAAAAAACCCAAAUAAAAUGAGGAAAAAAUGUUUA